AUGAAGUUCUCAACGCUUGUUCUUGGCCUUCUUGCCACUUCCGCCAGCGCCCUUCUCAACCAAGGCGUAGAUAUUCUCCAGGGCGUUGCGGGUGAUGCGAACGCACCGGGGCCUCGCCACGAGCCCUGCGCAGAGUCUGUUGGCAAAUGGCAUCCCCCGCACGACACCAAGACCGAUGGUUGUGGUGAUUUCGGAAGCGGCGAAUGGCAUUGGGUCCCUCCAGUACGCACCACCACAGUCAUGGUCCCCCACGUCAAGACGAUUGUCGAUUGCUCGGGCCCUCAUACGACGGGAAUCCAGACUCCGGAGGCCAGCCAUAUUGCCUCUACCACAGAGGUUCACCAAAUUCCUGCUCGCAUCACACUUUCCUCCGUCCACCUUGGGUGGAAGGGAUCGCAUGGCGCUUCGCCAACGGUUGCGACCUAUGCGGGAUCACCGGUCCCUACAGCCGUCAACAGCUCCGCUAUACAUCCUCCUCAUACUCCGGCCACCACAUUCCAGCGUACUCAAAAUGGCUAUAAUGCCACCACAGCGGCGCCCGCAAUCCCAACUAUGAGCAAGGCUCCGCAAGAAACCUCUGGCGGAAUCUCGAGCACGUACAACAUCGGCAUCUUUGCUCUUGUUGGAUUUGCCGCCUUGUUGGUCUUGUAA
Messenger RNA from Clonostachys rhizophaga, 651 nucleotides. NCBI's taxonomy places the organism in Eukaryota, Fungi, Ascomycota, Sordariomycetes, Hypocreales, Bionectriaceae. The record is from the annotation of a GenBank genome assembly.